AUGUUUAAAACACCCCCACUUAAUAAGACUACAGUAUUGACGGAUAACUCCGUAAAACAAACCGAAGAAAUAGAACCAUCAGCGGGGAGAGCGCAGGAAGGGAUAUCCCAAGUAAGAAAAAGUGUCGGUGAGCUUGAGUCGCGACUUAGUGCAGCUCCUAAAACAAGGACAAACACGCAACCGGCCAAACGAAAAUCUCAAAACAAACUAUCCCCUGCAGCUUGCAGUGUAGAAAACCAAGCUGACCCAGAAACGACUACCUAUGCAAAUAGGGCACAAGAAGCGAAAGCGUAUCUGGUUAAAAUAAAACUUUUAUUAAAUAGCUCACGAAAUCUAAAGACGGAAUUAAAGGACAAAAUUAUAGAAGCUGUUGACAAAUUAUAUAGGUUGGCGAAAGAAGUGGGAGAAGGAAAGGAAAUCACAUUAGUAAAAGAAUCUAGCACUGCUGAGAAAAUGAUCGAGGUAGAACACAAGCUAAUAAAGAAAUUAGAAGAACACAGUAAGCUCCUCACUGAGUAUAAAAUAGAAACUCAACGGUUUAGUGAAGAGAUGCAGGCAAAUGAACUGGAAGAUUACAUAAUUUCAGUUACAUCGGCAAUUCAAAGAACAUGUGAUGAGCUGCUCCCAAGGUCAACUGGUCGAAAAUACCGCUGCCCUUGGUGGACAGACGAACUUGAAAGUCUCAAAAAACAAGUAAUACGCAACCAUCAUAACAUACAAAAACUUCGCCGACAAAAUAAACCACUUAAGGACGCCCUUUUGGAAAAAGAACGCUUAAAAACUGCUUAUUCAAAAACCUUUAGAGAAACUUCCACGCAAAAUUUCAGAGACUUUUGUGAAAGGCAAGGGAAGGAGGAUGUGUGGUCCGUUACAAAUAGAAUAAUCAAAUCAAACCCACCUCCGCUGCCACCAGCCACACUAAAGAAUGCGAUGGUACAUACACCAACUCUAGCCUCGAAACCGCCCAAGCUCUUCUUAAUAAGUUUUUUCCCGAUGAUGACAUAA
Parnassius apollo (apollo) is the source of this 1005-nucleotide messenger RNA. NCBI's taxonomy places the organism in Eukaryota, Metazoa, Arthropoda, Insecta, Lepidoptera, Papilionidae. The record is from the annotation of a GenBank genome assembly.